Radiomyces spectabilis is the source of this 324-nucleotide messenger RNA. RefSeq lists its product as uncharacterized. The annotation marks the transcript as partial. NCBI's taxonomy places the organism in Eukaryota, Fungi, Mucoromycota, Mucoromycetes, Mucorales, Radiomycetaceae. The record is from RefSeq and is a predicted model, not a curated record. The transcript has a single exon.
AUGAUUGAUCGACUGGUGAACCAUUCGCAAGUGGACUCAAUAUACCCGUCGUACCCUUGUACAUCGAAUGAAUGUCUUUUCAAUCGCGAUCAACAGGAGACAACGCGCGUACCACGAACCGCCGGAAAUACGCAAGACAUUUUGCGUAUCCUUUCAGCAACUGAGAAAUCAGUGGCAAUUGUAACAAUUGACUACGCUGGCUUCUCGACCAAUGUCAAUGACCUUUCUACUUUGGUUGAGAACCACAAAUGUCUUCAAGCGAUUGUUGUUGACAAUUUGGCAACAUUCCACCGCUCAUUGGUUUUCACCAGGCAGGAGCUUCUG